Messenger RNA from Diachasma alloeum, 1700 nucleotides. RefSeq names its product putative inorganic phosphate cotransporter. The record is from RefSeq and is a predicted model, not a curated record. Gene Ontology annotation, cellular component: plasma membrane. Gene Ontology annotation, molecular function: transmembrane transporter activity. Bases 27 to 1478 code for a protein of 483 amino acids. The transcript is spliced from 7 exons. Gene Ontology annotation, biological process: monoatomic anion transport; transmembrane transport. Lineage: Eukaryota; Metazoa; Arthropoda; Insecta; Hymenoptera; Braconidae.
GAUUGAUUAAAUGAACCGAGUGGAACAUGGCUGUACUCAAGGCGGAUGUUAUCAACAGCACUGAUGAAGCCCAUCCAGGAGUAUUGGGCCUCAGGCACUGGCAGUGCUUCAUGUGUUUCCUGGCCUUCGCGAUAGCCUAUACGAAUAGGGUGUGCAUAUCCCUCGCAGUUGUUGCAAUGGAGAAUGAAGAGGAGAGUAAAGGAGGACUGACAUCCGACAACGUCGGUAUAAUUCUGAGUUCAUUCUACUGGGGAUUCGCAGUAGUGCAGGUACCAGUGGGUCACCUCGCAAGAAUACGGAGUGCGAAGACAGUUUUAGGGAUUGGUAUGCUGAUAAGCGGAAUCGGUAGUAUUCUAUCUCCAAUUAUUUUCGAUAAUGGUCAUUGGAUGUAUUUCGUUGCAUGCAGAGUUGCUAUCGGACUUGGUCAAGCCGGACUUCUGCCUUGUACCCACACUCUGCUAUCCAAAUGGGUACCCCCGAACGAACGCGGACGUCUGGGCACUUUGACGUACGUCGGAGGACAAUUCGGCACUGUAAUCACAUACCCGAUAACCGGUGCUCUGAUCGACGCAGCUGAUUGGAGAAGUGUCUUCUACUUUUUUGGUACUGCUGCUGUCCUCUGGUCAUUCGUCAUUUUCUCCGCUGGUUCAGAUUCACCAGCUGCGUCAUCUGGGAAGUCGUGUUGCGGUAUCACCGAUGCCGAGAGAAAGUAUAUUGAGAGUGGUCUUGGAAUUUUUGGGGGAGAGGAAAACUCGAGGAAUUCUACACCUUGGAAGGCAAUAUUAACGAGUCCUCCCUUUUGGGCACUACUCGUAGCCCAUUGUGGGCAGAAUUGGGGAUUUUCCAUGCUGCUCACUGAAAUACCAAAUUACAUGGCUGGAGUGCUUGCAUUCGACAUAAAAAAAAAUGGCAUCAACUCAGCCCUACCAUAUUUAGCGCUGCUGAUCGUCACGUUCCCGGUGAGUUGGCUAUCAGAUUGGAGCGAGAAGAAAGGAGUGUCGCGAGGAGUAUCACGUAAAGUGUGCAAUAGUAUUGGCCACUGGGGACCUGGACUUGCGUUCGUUGGCAUCUGCUUUGUUUCACCUGGUGACACUACACUCCCAGUCGUCCUGUUGGUCCUCGCUGUUGCGCUGAAUAUAGGGGCUACCUGUGGAUUCCAGAUAAAUCAUAUGGAUUUGAGUCUCAAAUAUGCCGGACUACUUGCGUCAAUUACCAACUGUGCGGCGGCAGUUGUCUCUCUGCUGGUUCCUCUGGUCGUCGGAAGAAUCGUUACGGAACCGACAAAUGCAGCCCAGUGGGAGAUUGUCUUCUACAUGUCAGCGGGAAUUUACUUCCUCGCGAAUUUGAUUUUCAUUCUGUUUGGAAGUGGCGAGACUCAAUGGUGGAAUGACAGUGAACAUUCGUCGAACAUCAGUUGUGAAGAGGUCUUGAGGCGUCGAGCGUCUUCACUUGCUCCUGGUGAAGCCAUGGUUUUUUGAGAACAUAUAUCCUUUAGUAUUAUGCGCAAAAAAAAUAGUCCGCAAAAGUCCAGAUUAAUCAUCAAAAAUUUACUUAUUUUCUCCAAAUAAACAUCAUCCAAUUCACAUAAACCAUUUCUCUCAGUGUACUCGAAAUGCUUUCCCAUUUUUAGAAUUGCGAAGACAUCCUGUGGUCAGGAGGCAAAAGAAAUCUCGAUAAUUGAAAAAUAACUCCUCAAUUAU